Molecule: messenger RNA, 1046 nt
Organism: Styela clava
Lineage: Eukaryota; Metazoa; Chordata; Ascidiacea; Stolidobranchia; Styelidae
Product: dual adapter for phosphotyrosine and 3-phosphotyrosine and 3-phosphoinositide-like
Source: RefSeq, a predicted model, not a curated record
UAAUCAUAAUGAAUAUAUCUAUGCCAAGAGCAAAGCAGAGAGACCCGCUAAAGCAACUACCUUAUUACCAUGGCAAAUUAUCUCGCCACCUAGCGGAAGUACUGUUGAUGUCAAAUGGCGAGGAAGGGAGUUUUCUUGUACGACUCGUCAAUAUCGCCGCAGACGAAUAUUGUAUUAGUGUCAGAGCUAAAGACCAAGUCAAGCAUUUUAAAUUGAUUAAAGAUGGGAUGAGCUAUAUGUUGGGAUUUGCCGACUUCGAAUCUAUUUCGUUACUUCAGUCUUACAUCGCAAAUCAACCGGUACUUGGAAGCAGGCAAUCAGAUUUGGGAGAUAACUUCGAAAAUGGAACCAUGGUCACUCUGAAAUAUCCUUACCCGAAUCAUGUGGAGGAACCGCAAGGCUUUGAUGAAAUUCGCAUGCAUUCCACGAUUUCAGUCGAUUCAACAGCAAAAAGUCUCAAACAAAGAAUCAGGGCAGUCCCAAUGGCGACCAAAUCUGGAUAUCUUACAAAAGAAGGAGGAUCAUUUAAAUCAUGGAAACGAAGAUGGUUCGUCUGCAUCAGGAAUAAACUCAGUUAUUUUGAGAAUAAAGAUGACGGGAGGCUGAUCAGUACGAUUGAUUUAACUGAAGCGACUCAGUGUGGAAGGACAGAACUGCCAGGAAAAGAAGACAAAUUCACAUUUGCUCUCGUUUGUAAAGUCAGAACCUGGAAUUUCAUAGCAGAUAAUGGAAAUGAUAUGCUGGAAUGGCUUGAGCUUCUCUCUUGGAAGAUUCGGCAAAAUACACUUUGAAAGACCCCUGACUAUAAAUAGAAUAGACUUUCACCUAUGCAAAAGACAAUUAUAAUAAUACAAUGUACGGUGCUACCAUGUCCUGUGAUCUAUCGCCAUAGACCGCCCACCCAAAUGCAGACUUAAGUCCCCUGCUUUGGGGUUAAGGGACAGAUCCAUGUCAUAAAAUGGUAACUAAAUUAACUGAUGUUCAUCAGGAAUGGAAAAUACAGUAGCAAUCUCACACUAUAGUAGCUAACAAUAAGCAACAAAAAA